Brassica napus (rape) is the source of this 1681-nucleotide messenger RNA. RefSeq names its product transcription factor UNE10-like. Lineage: Eukaryota; Viridiplantae; Streptophyta; Magnoliopsida; Brassicales; Brassicaceae. The record is from RefSeq and is a predicted model, not a curated record. The coding region runs from base 199 to 1440 and encodes 413 amino acids. The transcript has 6 exons. Gene Ontology annotation, molecular function: protein dimerization activity. Gene Ontology annotation, cellular component: nucleus.
CUUCCAUAUCAACCAGCACCGUUUCACCAAUCACUUCUUCUUCCAUAGUCACCUUCAUUUUCUCCAUAGUGACAUUCAUCAGUCGACUACCAUCACCGCAGUCACCACCACCUCAACCACCACUAAAAGGUAAAUUAAUUGGUUUAAAAAGAAAAAAAUUAUUGGUCACCGGAAAUCUAUGAUCGCCUUUCGGGAGUGAUGACGCUCAAACCAGUAGAGAGAAAAGUCAAGCACAGCUUUGAGAUGAGCCAGCGUGUUCCAUACUGCCACAUCGAUGAUAGUCCGGCGGCCACCGUCGGCUCCACAAAAGCUGCAUAUAUCCCCAUGCUAAACUACGAGGUAGCCGAGCUGACGUGGGAAAACGGACAACUGGGGUUGAACAGCUUAGGUCCAACGCAAGUGCCUGCUCCAUCAAAGAAUUUAAGAGGCGCCGGUGGAACAUUGGAGUCGAUAGUAGACCAAGCUACUCGCUUUCCUAACCCUAAGCCCACCGAUGAGCUCGUCCCAUGGUUCCACCACCGCUCUUCCAGGGCCGGCUUGGAUGCGCUUGUCCCCGAGCAGCAGAGCCAGCCAGACACCCACGUGGACUCGUGUAGCAAUGGUCAUCCCAUGGCUGGUGGAAAACGAGCCAGAGUGGCCUCAGAGUGGAGCACCGGCGGGAGCCAAAACCUAACGUUUGAAACAUACGGUUUCACCUCAACAUCGCUGGAUGAUAAUUCCAGCUCCGGCGGGAAGCCUUGCACCAAAACCACGACCAUUUACGAUCAUGACUCCGUCUGCCACAGUCGCCGACAGAUGGAGGAAGAAGAAGAGAAGCAAGCGGGAGGAAAAUCACCAGUUCCAACUAAGAGAAGCAGAGCCGCUGCUAUUCAUAACCAAACCGAACGAAAGAGGAGAGAUAAGAUCAAUCAAAGGAUGAAGACUUUGCAGAAACUGGUUCCAAAUUCCAGCAAGACGGAUAAAGCGUCGAUGUUGGAUGAAGUGAUAGAGUACUUGAAGCAACUUCAAGCACAAGUGAGCAUGAUGUGCAGAAUGAACCUGCCUUCCAUGAUGCUUCCCAUGGCCAUGCAGCAGCAGCAACAACAACUUCAACUCUCUCUCAUGUCCAGUUCCAUGGGUUUAGGGCUUGGCAUGGGGAUGCCCGCUCUAGGUCUUCUCGACCUUAAUUCUAUGAAUCGAGCUGCUGCAACGGCUCCUAAUAUCCAUGCCAACAUGAUGCCGAACCCAUUUGUUCCCAUGACUUCUCCACCGUGGGAUGCCUCCUCUUCUACCGACACUCUAUUUCAGUCUCCUCUUACCCACGAUACUAUGCCAGCCUUUCUUUCAUGUUCCUCGCAGGUUAUACAACUCUUUGUUAUUAUAUAUAACUUGAUGCUUCAUUCUUGUCUGAAUCUAAAUAAUUUUUUCCCAAUUGCAGCAAACGACGAUGGAAGCAUAUAGCAGGAUGGCGGCAUUAUAUCAGCAAAUGCAGCAACAGAUACCUCCUCCUUCAAGUCCAAAAUAAUUAUAUUAUCUAAGUUUAAGUCUACAUAUGUAUUGCAGAUCUUCACCAUACAUAUUCCAUUGUAUUUUAUAUGUUUAGGGCCUAUAGGCUACACAUGAACUUUAUAUGAUAUACUUUCAAAAAAGGCCUGGUUGUAAUUAUAUUUCGUCCCAAAAAUGAUAAUUAUAUUUGAGUGAA